AUGACCGCCGCCGCGAUUUCGCGGCUCUGGCCUGACGGCGGUGGUGUCGCGGGCCGGCCGUCGCGCCGUCCCCGCUACGUCGUCGAGGCCAAGACUACUGUUCUGCUGCUGGUGCCAAUUUUAAUGCUGGCCCUGGCGACGGCGUCCCGUGCCUCCGACAGCUGUGAUUGGAGCGGAAGCGGACUGACGUCGGAUUCGUCGGAACACUCGGUGCGACCCGUCCGAUUGGACCGGUGCUGGGCGGGCACGGUGCGCUGGUCGUACCCGCGAGGCGCGCUAAGGGUGGUGUUCCGGUUGACGGGCACCAGUGGCGGCCGCGAGUUCCGCGUCUGCCUCAAACCGGACAGGCUGGACGGCGUGCGUGUGCUGUUGGACAGCGCACCCCGUCGCCUGAUCGCCGUAUACGAUUACCGCAAGGCCGGCGAGCCGCUCCGGUCGAGGUGCUUCAAGAGCGUCGGCGGCACGGCCGCGUUCUACGUGGAGGCGGACAAGACUGGCGACCGGUCCGGUCCCGUCCGGUUCCGUUAUGAUCUCGAACCGCUCGCCGAGCCAGCUCCGCAACUUUUCGUAGCCGACAACCUCGACGACGAAUGCCGGCCGUGUACCGUAGAAGAAAUGACACAAGCUUACUGCACGAGUAGUUUAGUGGUCCAAGGCACCAUAGUGGGCGUGUCUUACGACGGCGACGUGUCGCGCGUGCGCGUGAUGCCCACCAAGGCGCACCGUCUGCCUCCCGAAGAGGACGACCUGCAGGUGCAAGUGUCACCGCCGCAACAGCAGCAAGAGGACGAAAGCGGACGACCGAGGCUCGACGAACGGCGGCCGAUGACCAUAACGUUCGGCCGGGGCUGCAGGCCUGCCGCCGGGCCCGGCGAGUUCGUGUUCAUGGCCCGCACCAAGUUCGACGAGUUGGCCCUGCGGUGCGCGCCCAGGCUGGAGGAAUGGAGGCAAGCCGUCAAGGCAGACAAAGCUCCAGGUUGCAUUCUGGCCGGUUGA
This is a messenger RNA of Macrosiphum euphorbiae (potato aphid), 996 nucleotides long. NCBI's taxonomy places the organism in Eukaryota, Metazoa, Arthropoda, Insecta, Hemiptera, Aphididae. The record is from the annotation of a GenBank genome assembly.